Messenger RNA from Macrosteles quadrilineatus (aster leafhopper), 1542 nucleotides. Its product is annotated as ubiquitin-associated domain-containing protein 1-like. The transcript is spliced from 6 exons. Gene Ontology annotation, molecular function: protein binding. Lineage: Eukaryota; Metazoa; Arthropoda; Insecta; Hemiptera; Cicadellidae. The coding region runs from base 138 to 1481 and encodes 447 amino acids. The record is from RefSeq and is a predicted model, not a curated record.
GUAACCAGUGCAAUGUUUUGUUGAUAUUCUGAAUACUGCAUUGUUUCUGAUCGCUAAUUUUUUUAAUUUUGUGGUAAAUAUUGCAAUGUAACAAUUUUCAUCACUUAAAAAGUAUUAUUUAUAAAUUAAAGUUUUUGAUGCUGGGUUGGUUACGUGAUAAAAUCUAUAAACGUCUUAGUGAAUCUAGACAAGCAACUCGUCGUACAUCAGUGGUUGGCUCUGACAGAAAUGAUUCUAAUCCAGACUCUGGUAAUCUUAGCUCGCCGACUCCCCCGUUAAAUAUGGACGUUACAGACACAAAUAGAAUAACGUUGCACAUAAUAUAUUUGGGUGAAAUAUGGGUUGUUAAUAUUGACCACAAUAAAAUGCUCUCUGAUCUACUAAAAAUGGCAUUAGGCCAUUUCUUAGAUCUAGCAAGUUUAUUGGGUGAAGAAGAAUCAACUUCAAAGUUCAAGUUCAUAUCAGUCUCAAAGAAAAAGGUUUUGAACCUCCAGUGUUCAAUAGUGGAUGAAGGGCUUACAAACUAUGAUGAAAUAUUGCUGACGGAAAGAAUAUCUAUAGGUUCAUCAGUCUCAGCCAAGUUAACAAUACAUGAUAUCAAAGGUCCAACAGUACAAGACAUAUUUGCAGCCACUGCCAAUCUUCCAAAAAAGAAUACAAUUCAAGUUGUACCUGCUUUGGAGUGUCAGGACAGUUUUCAGGUUGAAAUCCGAAAGGUAUUGUAUUCAUUAGUAGAAGCUUCAGCUAAAAUUUUAGCUCAAACACCUGAUGCUAAAGUCAUAUUUUCUGGCAUAGCUGCUAGAAUUGACGCCAAAUAUAAGAAAGAAAUAGAUGAGAACGCAAUCAAAUAUUUAGUGGAUCUGGGAUUCACUGAGGUUCAAGCGAGAUAUGCCUUGCGUUUAAAAAGGAACCGUCAAGUGGAAGCGAUGGAGUGGCUGCUGGAGAACAGCCACCGAGUGAAGGACAUUCCGGACGAAGACAACUCCAAGCUGGACCCGGAAGAAGAGAGUGAUAACCCGGUGGCUAUCAUAGAGCGAUUGUUGCGUAACAUGUUGGACUUCCAGCGACGCCACUUUGAGCCCAACAGUAGAGCGGUAGAAGCACUCACUGCUAUGGGGUUUAGCCAGGACGAUGUGAUAGAGGCACUCAGGGCUACCAACAACAACCAGGUGGCUGCUUGUCAGUGGUUGUGUGGUGAGAGAGAGGACAGCAUUGCUGCUACAUCUCCUGGUCUAGACAAGGACGGCCCAAUGUACAAGGCUUUGAUGACCAAUCCAACUGUUCAACUUGGACUGUACAACCCCAAAGUCUUAUUAGCGUUCCUCAGUAUCCUAGACAACUUUUCAAGCGCCAACCUGUGGCUGAACGAUGUUGACACUUCUGUGGUGUUAGGUCAGGUGUUCAAGACAUAUCACUCAGAGAAACACAUGAUUAUUGUCAAUCAACAAAUUGAACUGAUGAAGAGAGCCAACGCUUCUUGACUCAGUUGUUGCAUUUUUUGUUCAGGCUGUGAUUUAAUUUAAUAAAUUUAGUUACACAGUA